Haemorhous mexicanus (house finch) is the source of this 17519-nucleotide messenger RNA. RefSeq names its product IgGFc-binding protein-like. NCBI's taxonomy places the organism in Eukaryota, Metazoa, Chordata, Aves, Passeriformes, Fringillidae. The transcript is spliced from 70 exons. Gene Ontology annotation, molecular function: protein binding. The record is from RefSeq and is a predicted model, not a curated record. Gene Ontology annotation, cellular component: membrane; extracellular matrix. The coding region runs from base 1 to 17316 and encodes 5771 amino acids.
AUGGGCACCUGCACCUACACCCUCUCCAAGCUGUGUGAGAGCAACAGCUCCCUGCCCUACUUCAAUGUGGAAGCAGCCAACGAGCACAGGGGAGGCAACACCCGUGUGUCCUAUGUCCGAUAUGUGGAUGUCGAUAUCUACGGCUACAGGAUCAACCUUGGUCAAAAAAGAGCUGUUAAGGUCAAUGGAGUCAGCCAGGUGGUCCCUGUGACCUUGGUCCCAGGUGUCACUAUUUCCCUCAGCGGGCAGUAUGUUGUGGUUACUACUGAUUUCGGGCUGCAAGUCAAGUUUGAUGGAAACCACAGAGCAGAAAUUACUCUUCCCAGUACCUAUAUGUCUAAAGUCUGUGGAAUAUGUGGAAAUUACAACGGGCAAAAAGCAGACGACUUUCUCAACCCAGAUGGAGAGAUGGAAGCCAACUCAACCAGCCUUGGCAACAGUUGGCAGGUUUACAAUGACUCCAGGUGCUCACCAGAUUAUGGUCAUACUCCAAACUGCACUGAUGAUGAAAAACACAUGAUCCAAAGCAAUUCAUACUGUGGUCUGAUCACAGAUCCAAGUGGUCCAUUCCAGAACUGCCACGCAGUGGUCGAUCCACGGAGUUAUUUUGAAGAUUGCCAGUAUGAUCUCUGUGAACUUCACUUGAACAAUGCAGCCCUCUCACUGGACUGUCCGGCCAACAGUCACUACGAGCCCUGUGCUGCAGCCUGCCCUGCCACCUGUGUUGACCCAAUGGCUCCCUACAACUGCAGCCUGCCAUGCGUGGAGGGCUGCGUGUGUGACAGCGGGUACCUGCUCUACAACGACCGCUGCGUGCCCAGCCAGCAGUGCGGGUGCUGGCACAAUGGGCAGCACUACCCCGUGGGCUCUGAGUUCUGGACGGACAACACCUGCUCCUCCAAGUGCACCUGUCCUGCACAGGGAAGCAAAGUGCAGUGCUUCAAUGCCUCCUGCCCUGCGGGCCAGUACUGCGGGGUGCAGAACGGGCAACCUGUGUGCCUUGAACACUCCUACGGUAUCUGCCACGUCCAUGGGGACCCCCACUACCAAACCUUUGACAAGGUGACGCACAACUUCAUGGGCAACUGCACCUACACCCUGGCCAAAGUGUGCUCCAACACCACCUCCCUGCCCUACUUCAACGUGGAGGCCAAGAACGAGCACCGUGGCAACCCCCACGUGUCCUACGUGCGCGAAGUCGUGGUUGAGGUGUAUGGACAGCGCAUUGUCAUCCUCAAGCAGCAGAAGAGCCACGUGCUGGUGAACAAUGUGCGCCAGACGUUGCCGGUGAGCGCAGCAGGAGGGGCCAUCACGGUGAGCAAGAGCGGUCGCUACAUCGUCCUGGAGACAGACUUCAGCCUCAGAGUGUCCUACGACACUGACCACUCGGUGGAGGUGAAGGUGCCCACCACCUACUUCAACCUGACCUGUGGCAUGUGUGGCAACUUCAACAACCGCAGAGAUGACGAAUACAUGAUGCCCAAUGGGCAGCAAGCCACAGACUCCAAUGCUCUGGGAGAGAGCUGGCAGGUGCCAGACAGUGACCCCUCCUGCGGUGUCCCCGAGCCCUCCCCACCCUGCAGUGCAGAAGAGGAGAAGCUCUACCAGUCCGACCAGUUCUGUGGCAUCCUGACCACCAGGCCCAGCUCUUUUGAGAGCUGCCACGGUGUGAUCAACCCCCAAGACUACUUUGACAGCUGCUUGUAUGACUUGUGUGCCCUGAAUGGUGGCCAGGAGUUCCUGUGUGCUGCUCUGGAGGCCUAUGCUGAUGCGUGCCAGGCAGCUGGUGUGACUCUUCUUCCCUGGAGGAACACUACCUUCUGCCCUGUUGCAUGCCCUCCCAAUAGUCAUUACAAUCCGUGCACCAGUGCUUGUCCAGCAACCUGCACUGACCUUCUUGCAUCACAGAACUGCAGCAGACCUUGUGUAGAAGGAUGUGAAUGCAACAGUGGCUUUGUCCUCAGUGGAGGACAGUGUGUGUCCAUGAGCAACUGUGGCUGCCUUCAGAACGGCAAAUAUUAUGAGUACUUUGAGAGCUGUGUCUACGAUCUGUGUGCCACAGAGGGGGAUUCUGAUCAGUACUGCAAGAUUUUAGAGGCAUACGCUGCUGCUUGUGAAGUUGAAGGUGUACAUCUGGGAGAAUGGAGGGAGGAUACCAUCUGUGAGGGCUAUUAUAUCUACCUGCAAGGAAGCAAGCAAGAGCCAGCUGAUGUAGCCCGCUUGGUCAGUCCAGUGUGCAGUUCAGAAGGACUUCACUGCUUCCGCUUCUGGUAUCACAUGUAUGGAGCAGCUGAAGCUAUGGCUCUGCGUGUGUAUGUAGUUCACAAUGAGACAUCAACACUGGAAUGGAAAGAUGCUGGAAACAAAGGGGACAGAUGGAACUUGGGAGAAGUCACAGUACACAGUAGAGGCAAUAUGCAGAUUGUCCUGGAGGGCAUGAUCGGUGAAGAUAUCAGGAGUGAUAUAGCUUUGGAUGAUCUGUCCAUUGUAAAGGGACAAUGCACAGGCACCUGUGUGGUGGAAGGAGACCCUCACUACCACACAUUUGACAAUCAGUUACACAAUUUCAUGGGCACCUGCACCUACACCCUCUCCAAGCUGUGUGAGAGCAACAGCUCCCUGCCCUACUUCAACGUGGAAGCAGCCAACGAGCACAGGGGAGGCAACACCCGUGUGUCCUAUGUCCGAUACGUGGAUGUCGAUGUGGCUGACCAGCGGAUAAGGCUGGGACAGGGCGGAGUGGUGACGGUCAAUGGAGUGGAAGAGAUCCUGCCUUGCAGCCCAUCUGCAGGCGUGCAGGUCUUGUCCAGUGGGUUCUACACCAUGGUCAUGACAGACUUUGGCUUGAGAGUCAAGUUUGAUGGGAACCAUCGGGUGGAGGUGACACUUCCAAGCACCUUUGGGCAGAAGGUUUGUGGCAUGUGUGGCAACUACAACGGGAUAGCAGCAGAUGACUUCCAGAACCCAGAAGGGACAAUGGAGCCAGACUCCACCAGCCUGGGCAACAGUUGGGAAGUGUCCAACAACAGCAGCUGCUCAGCAGGACCUCUGCCCACCCCAGCCUGCAGUGAGACCGACAAGCAACUCAUCAGCAGCAGCCACUUCUGUGGCCUCCUCACCGACACCAGCGGCCCGUUUCAGGUGUGCCACGCUGUGCUGAGCCCCAGCAGCUACUUUGACACCUGCAGCUAUGACCUGUGUGAGCUGGGGCUGGACCGUGAGACCCUGUGCAAGAGCUUGCAGUCCUAUGCAGAUGCCUGCCAGUCACUCGGUGUCCAGAUACCUGUGUGGAGGAACUCAACCUUCUGCCCAAUCACUUGUCCGGCCAACAGUCACUACGAGCCCUGUGCUGCAGCCUGCCCUGCCACCUGCGUUGACCCAAUGGCUCCUGUUACCUGCAGCCUGCCGUGCGUGGAGGGCUGUGUGUGUGACAGCGGGUACCUGCUCUACAACGACCGCUGCGUGCCCAGCCAGCAGUGCGGGUGCUGGCACAACGGGCAGCACUACCCCGUGGGCUCUGAGUUCUGGACGGACAACACCUGCUCCUCCAAGUGUACCUGUCCUGCACGGGGAAGUAAAGUGCAGUGCUUCAAUGCCUCCUGCCCUGCGGGCCAGUACUGCGGGGUGCAGAACGGGCAACCUGUGUGCCUUGAACACUCCUACGGCAUCUGCCACGUCCAUGGGGACCCCCACUACCAAACCUUUGACAAGGUGACGCACAACUUCAUGGGCAAUUGCACCUACACCCUGGCCAAAGUGUGCUCCAACACCACCUCCCUGCCCUACUUCAACGUGGAGGCCAAGAACGAGCACCGUGGCAACCCCCACGUGUCCUAUGUGCGUGAAGUCGUGGUUGAGGUGUAUGGACAGCGCAUUGUCAUCCUCAAGCAGCAGAAGAGCCACGUGCUGGUGAACAACGUGCGCCAGACGUUGCCGGUGAGCGCAGCAGGAGGGGCCAUCACGGUGAGCAAGAGCGGUCGCUACAUCGUCCUGGAGACAGACUUCAGCCUCAGAGUGUCCUACGACACUGACCACUCGGUGGAGGUGAAGGUGCCCACCACCUACUUCAACCUGACCUGUGGCAUGUGUGGCAACUUCAACAACCGCAGAGAUGACGAAUACAUGAUGCCCAACGGGCAGCAAGCCGCAGACUCCAAUGCUCUGGGAGAGAGCUGGCAGGUGCCAGACAGUGACCCCUCCUGCGGUGUCCCCGAGCCCUCCCCACCCUGCAGUGCAGAAGAGGAGAAGCGCUACCAGUCCGACCAGUUCUGUGGCAUCCUGACCACCAGGCCCAGCUCUUUUGAGAGCUGCCACGGUGUGAUCAACCCCCAAGACUACUUUGACACCUGCUUGUAUGACUUGUGUGCCCUGAAUGGUGGCCAGGAGUUCCUGUGUGCUGCUCUGGAGGCCUAUGCUGAUGCGUGCCAGGCAGCUGGUGUGACUCUUCUUCCCUGGAGGAACGCUACCUUCUGCCCCCUGCAGUGCCCACCCAACAGCUACUAUGACCCCUGCAUGACGGGCUGUCCUGCUACCUGUGUUGACCAACACGCCCCACAGAACUGCUCCAAGCCUUGCAUGGAGGGCUGUGCAUGUAGCUCUGGCUUCCUCCUGAGCGGAGACACCUGUGUGCCCGAGGCCAACUGCGGCUGCCACUUUGAGGGCAACUACUAUACUGAAGGGGAAUCCUACGUGACUGAGAACUGCACUCGCCAGUGCCGGUGCGAAGCCAAAGGCCAGAUGGUUUGCUCUGCCCUGUCCUGUGGCGAGGACGAGGUCUGCAAGAUCCAGGAUGGCCAGAGGGGCUGUUACCCAGCCAGCACGGCCGUCUGCCACAUCUACGGUGACCCACAUUACAGCACCUUUGAUGGGAAGCUCCACCACUUCCAGGGCUCCUGCAACUACACAGUGGUGACGGGCUGUGACAACUCCUCCGUUGGCUUCAGUGUCACCACCCGCAACAAACAUCGCGGCAGCCAGAGCUGGACAGCUCUGAACUCUGUGGCACUGUCCCUCGAAGGCCUCCACAUUGCACUGCGCGAGCACAAGGCGGUCUACAUCAACGGUGCCCUGGUCUCCCUGCCUGCUUCUCCUGCCCCUGGCGUCACCAUUUCCCUGAGCGGCUCCUACGUGCGGGUUUCUACCAAGCUGGGCCUGCAGCUGCAGUUCAAUGGGGACCAUGAGCUCCUAGUGAAGGUGUCUGAGAAGUACAAGGGCAAACUCUGUGGGCUGUGUGGGACGUACACUGGGAGCCAGCAGGAUGACUUCAUGCGACCCGAUGGGGUGGUUGUACCCGACUUCAACGACUUUGGAACCAGCUGGAUGGUGCCGGAUGAUGAGUGGCCGUGUGACCCAGCCAUCAGCCCACCGGCAUCCUGCUCCCCUGCUGAAGAGGAGGCAGCUAACCAGCAGUGUUCAAUCCUCACACACCUCGGUGGCCCAUUCCAGCCGUGCCAUGCAGUUCUGCCACCCAAGACGUACUUUGAGAGCUGUGUCUAUGACCAGUGUGCCACGGGUGGCAGCACGGAGCAGCUCUGCAAUGACCUGGGGGCCUAUGCUGCAGCCUGUGCUGAGGCGGGCGUUGAUCUGGGAGACUGGAGUGCUGGCACUGUCUGUGGCACUACAACGCCGCCACCACAUACAACAACAUCACCGUUGCCUGGGACAAGCACAGCUCCACCAACAGACUGCAAUUUUGCCUGCACAUUUGACGAGGACUUCUGUGGGUGGGUCCAGGCAGAUUACAGCAGCAUUGACUGGAUAAGGAACAAAGGCCCAACGCCCACGCCAAAUACUGGCCCAUCCUCUGACCACACAACAGGAGAUGGCUACUACAUCUUCCUGCGAGGGAGUGCUGAUACCCUCCCCGGUUUUGUGGCUAUCCUGGUCAGUCCGGAGUGCAGCUGGGAAGGAACGCUCUGCUUCCGCUUCUGGUACCACAUGUACGGAACUGCUCAAACAAUGGCCCUGCGGGUGUACGUGCAGAAGGGUGAUGAGCAAAUGAUGGUCUGGAAAGAAGUCGGGAACCAUGGAGACAGGUCCAUCAACACCAACACCCACGGUCCCCUCGCCAAGUACCACAACACAGCCUGUACUCACCUCCUCACCCGCAAGCCCCACACCCAGCUCAGGUCCACUUCCUACUACAUCCCCUACUCCGCUCCCAAACAUUACAACACCAUCAACACCAAGACCAACAACUACACCUGGAACGACCUCAGGUCCACUUCCUACUACACCCUCUACUCCGCUGCCAAACGUUACAACACCAUCAACACCAAGACCAACAACUACACCUGGAACGACCUCAGGUCCACUUCCUACUACAACCCCUACUCCGCUGCCAAACAUUACAACACCAUCAACACCAAGACCAACAACUACACCAGGAACGACCUCAGGUCCACUUCCUACUACACCCCCUACUCCGCUGCCAAACGUUACAACACCAUCAACACCAAGACCAACAACUACACCUGGAACGACCUCAGUGAAUGCACUUCCCUUUCUACAGGCACCUGUGUGGUGGAAGGUGACCCUCACUACCACACAUUUGACAAUCAGUUACACAAUUUCAUGGGCACCUGCACCUACACCCUCUCCAAGCUGUGUGAGAGCAACAGCUCCCUGCCCUACUUCAACGUGGAAGCAGCCAACGAGCACAGGGGAGGCAACACCCGUGUGUCCUAUGUCCGAUACGUGGAUGUCGAUGUGGCUGACCAGCGGAUAAGGCUGGGACAGGGCGGAGUGGUGACGGUCAAUGGAGUGGAAGAGAUCCUGCCUUGCAGCCCAUCUGCGGGCGUGCAGGUCUUGUCCAGUGGGUUCUACACCAUGGUCAUGACAGACUUUGGCUUGAGAGUCAAGUUUGAUGGGAACCAUCGGGUGGAGGUGACACUUCCAAGCACCUUUGGGCAGAAGGUUUGUGGCAUGUGUGGCAACUACAACGGGAUAGCAGCAGAUGACUUCCAGAACCCAGAAGGGACAAUGGAGCCAGACUCCACCAGUCUGGGUAACAGUUGGGAAGUGUCCAACAACAGCAGCUGCUCAGCAGGACCUCUGCCCACCCCAGCCUGCAGUGAGACCGACAAGCAACUCAUCAGCAGCAGCCACUUCUGUGGCCUCCUCACCGACACCAGCGGCCCGUUUCAGGUGUGCCACGCUGUGCUGAGCCCCAGCAGCUACUUUGACACCUGCAGCUAUGACCUGUGUGAGCUGGGGCUGGACCAUGAGACCCUGUGCAAGAGCUUGCAGUCCUAUGCAGAUGCCUGCCAGUCACUCGGUGUCCAGAUACCUGUGUGGAGGAACUCAACCUUCUGCCCAAUCACUUGUCCAGCCAACAGUCACUAUGAGCCCUGUGCUGCAGCCUGCCCUGCCACCUGUGUUGACCCAAUGGCUCCUGUUACCUGCAGCCUGCCAUGCGUGGAGGGCUGCGUGUGUGACAGCGGGUACCUGCUCUACAACGACCGCUGCGUGCCCAGCCAGCAGUGCGGGUGCUGGCACAAUGGGCAGCACUACCCCGUGGGCUCUGAGUUCUGGACGGACAAUACCUGCUCCUCCAAGUGCACCUGUCCUGCACAGGGAAGCAAAGUGCAGUGCUUCAAUGCCUCCUGCCCUGCGGGCCAGUACUGCGGGGUGCAGAACGGGCAACCUGUGUGCCUUGAACACUCCUACGGCAUCUGCCACGUCCAUGGGGACCCCCACUACCAAACCUUUGACAAGGUGACGCACAACUUCAUGGGCAACUGCACCUACACCCUGGCCAAAGUGUGCUCCAACACCACCUCCCUGCCCUACUUCAACGUGGAGGCCAAGAACGAGCACCGUGGCAACCCUCACGUGUCCUACGUGCGCGAAGUCGUGGUUGAGGUGUAUGGACAGCGCAUUGUCAUCCUCAAGCAGCAGAAGAGCCACGUGCUGGUGAACAACGUGCGCCAGACGUUGCCGGUGAGCGCAGCAGGAGGGGCCAUCACGGUGAGCAAGAGCGGUCGCUACAUCGUCCUGGAGACAGACUUCAGCCUCAGAGUGUCCUACGACACUGACCACUCGGUGGAGGUGAAGGUGCCCACCACCUACUUCAACCUGACCUGUGGCAUGUGUGGCAACUUCAACAACCGCAGAGACGACGAAUACAUGAUGCCCAACGGGCAGCAAGCCACAGACUCCAAUGCUCUGGGAGAGAGCUGGCAGGUGCCAGACAGUGACCCCUCCUGCGGUGUCCCCGAGCCCUCCCCACCCUGCAGUGCAGAAGAGGAGAAGCUCUACCAGUCCGACCAGUUCUGUGGCAUCCUGACCACCAGGCCCAGCUCUUUUGAGAGCUGCCACGGUGUGAUCAACCCCCAAGACUACUUUGACACCUGCUUGUAUGACUUGUGUGCCCUGAAUGGUGGCCAGGAGUUCCUGUGUGCUGCUCUGGAGGCCUAUGCUGAUGCAUGCCAGGCAGCUGGUGUGACUCUUCUUCCCUGGAGGAAUGCUACCUUCUGCCCCCUGCAGUGCCCACCCAACAGCUACUAUGACCCCUGCAUGACGGGCUGUCCUGCUACCUGUGUUGACCAACACGCCCCACAGAACUGCUCCAAGCCUUGCAUGGAGGGCUGUGCAUGUAGCUCUGGCUUCCUCCUGAGCGGAGACACCUGUGUGCCCGAGGCCAACUGCGGCUGCCACUUUGAGGGCAACUACUAUACUGAAGGGGAAUCCUACGUGACUGAGAACUGCACUCGCCAGUGCCGGUGCGAAGCCAAAGGCCAGAUGGUUUGCUCUGCCCUGUCCUGUGGCGAGGACGAGGUCUGCAAGAUCCAGGAUGGCCAGAGGGGCUGUUACCCAGCCAGCAUGGCCGUCUGCCACAUCUACGGUGACCCACAUUACAGCACCUUUGAUGGGAAGCUCCACCACUUCCAGGGCUCCUGCAACUACACAGUGGUGACGGGCUGUGACAACUCCUCCGUUGGCUUCAGUGUCACCACCCGCAACAAACAUCGCGGCAGCCAGAGCUGGACAGCUCUGAACUCUGUGGCACUGUCCCUCGAAGGCCUCCACAUUGCACUGCGCGAGCACAAGGCGGUCUACAUCAACGGUGCCCUGGUCUCCCUGCCUGCUUCUCCUGCCCCUGGCGUCACCAUUUCCCUGAGCGGCUCCUACGUGCGGGUUUCUACCAAGCUGGGCCUGCAGCUGCAGUUCAAUGGGGACCAUGAGCUCCUAGUGAAGGUGUCUGAGAAGUACAAGGGCACACUCUGUGGGCUGUGUGGGACGUACACGGGGAGCCAGCAGGAUGACUUCAUGCGACCCGAUGGGGUGGUUGUACCCGACUUCAACGACUUUGGAACCAGCUGGAUGGUGCCGGAUGAUGAGUGGCCGUGUGACCCAGCCAUCAGCCCACCGGCAUCCUGCUCCCCUGCUGAAGAGGAGGCAGCUAACCAGCAGUGUUCAAUCCUCACACACCUCGGUGGCCCAUUCCAGCCGUGCCAUGCAGUUCUGCCACCCAAGACGUACUUUGAGAGCUGUGUCUAUGACCAGUGUGCCACGGGUGGCAGCACGGAGCAGCUCUGCAAUGACCUGGGGGCCUAUGCUGCAGCCUGUGCUGAGGCGGGCGUUGAUCUGGGAGACUGGAGUGCUGGCACUGUCUGUGCUCCACCAACAGACUGCAAUUUUGCCUGCACAUUUGACGAGGACUUCUGUGGGUGGGUCCAGGCAGAUUACAGCAGCAUUGACUGGAUAAGGAACAAAGGCCCAACGCCCACGCCAAAUACUGGCCCAUCCUCUGACCACACAACAGGAGAUGGCUACUACAUCUUCCUGCGAGGGAGUGCUGAUACCCUCCCCGGUUUUGUGGCUAUCCUGGUCAGUCCGGAGUGCAGCUGGGAAGGAACGCUCUGCUUCCGCUUCUGGUACCACAUGUACGGAACUGCUCAAACAAUGGCCCUGCGGGUGUACGUGCAGAAGGGUGAUGAGCAAGUGAUGGUCUGGAAAGAAGUCGGGAACCAUGGAGACAGGUCCAUCAACACCAACACCCACGGUCCCCUCGCCAAGUACCACAACACAGCCUGUACUCACCUCCUCACCCGCAAGCCCCACACCCAGCUCAGGUCCACUUCCUACUACACCCCCUACUCCGCUGCCAAACAUUACAACACCAUCAACACCAAGACCAACAACUACACCUGGAACAACCUCAGUUCCACUUCCUACUACACCCUCUACUCCGCUGCCAAACGUUACAACACCAUCAACACCAAGACCAACAACUACACCUGGAACGACCUCAGGUCCACUUCCUACUACAACCCCUACUCCGCUGCCAAACAUUACAACACCAUCAACACCAAGACCAACAACUACACCUGGAACGACCUCAGGUCCACUUCCUACUACACCCCCUACUCCGCUGCCAAACAUUACAACACCAUCAACACCAAGACCAACAACUACACCUGGAACGACCUCAGUGAAUGCACUUCCCUUUCUACAGGCACCUGUGUGGUGGAAGGUGACCCUCACUACCACACAUUUGACAAUCAGUUACACAAUUUCAUGGGCACCUGCACCUACACCCUCUCCAAGCUGUGUGAGAGCAACAGCUCCCUGCCCUACUUCAAUGUGGAAGCGGCCAACGAGCACAGGGGAGGCAACACCCGUGUGUCCUAUGUCCGAUACGUGGAUGUCGAUGUGGCUGACCAGCGGAUAAGGCUGGGACAGGGCGGAGUGGUGACGGUCAAUGGAGUGGAAGAGAUCCUGCCUUGCAGCCCAUCUGCGGGCGUGCAGGUCUUGUCCAGUGGGUUCUACACCAUGGUCAUGACAGACUUUGGCUUGAGAGUCAAGUUUGAUGGGAACCAUCGGGUGGAGGUGACACUUCCAAGCACCUUUGGGCAGAAGGUUUGUGGCAUGUGUGGCAACUACAACGGGAUAGCAGCAGAUGACUUCCAGAACCCAGAAGGGACAAUGGAGCCAGACUCCACCAGCCUGGGCAACAGUUGGGAAGUGUCCAACAACAGCAGCUGCUCAGCAGGACCUCUGCCCACCCCAGCCUGCAGUGAGACCGACAAGCAACUCAUCAGCAGCAGCCACUUCUGUGGCCUCCUCACCGACACCAGCGGCCCGUUUCAGGUGUGCCACGCUGUGCUGAGCCCCAGCAGCUACUUUGACACCUGCAGCUAUGACCUGUGUGAGCUGGGGCUGGACCAUGAGACCCUGUGCAAGAGCUUGCAGUCCUAUGCAGAUGCCUGCCAGUCACUCGGUGUCCAGAUACCUGUGUGGAGGAACUCAACCUUCUGCCCAAUCACUUGUCCAGCCAACAGUCACUAUGAGCCCUGUGCUGCAGCCUGCCCUGCCACCUGCGUUGACCCAACAGCUCCUGACAACUGCAGCCUGCCGUGCGUGGAGGGCUGUGUGUGUGACAGCGGGUACCUGCUCUACAACGACCGCUGCGUGCCCAGCCAGCAGUGCGGGUGCUGGCACAACGGGCAGCACUACCCCGUGGGCUCUGAGUUCUGGACGGACAACACCUGCUCCUCCAAGUGCACCUGUCCUGCACAGGGAAGCAAAGUGCAGUGCUUCAAUGCCUCCUGCCCUGCGGGCCAGUACUGCGGGGUGCAGAACGGGCAACCUGUGUGCCUUGAACACUCCUACGGCAUCUGCCACGUCCAUGGGGACCCCCACUACCAAACCUUUGACAAGGUGACGCACAACUUCAUGGGCAACUGCACCUACACCCUGGCCAAAGUGUGCUCCAACACCACCUCCCUGCCCUACUUCAACGUGGAGGCCAAGAACGAGCACCGUGGCAACCCCCACGUGUCCUACGUGCGCGAAGUCGUGGUUGAGGUGUAUGGACAGCGCAUUGUCAUCCUCAAGCAGCAGAAGAGCCACGUGCUGGUGAACAACGUGCGCCAGACGUUGCCGGUGAGCGCAGCAGGAGGGGCCAUCACGGUGAGCAAGAGCGGUCGCUACAUCGUCCUGGAGACAGACUUCAGCCUCAGAGUGUCCUACGACACUGACCACUCGGUGGAGGUGAAGGUGCCCACCACCUACUUCAACCUGACCUGUGGCAUGUGUGGCAACUUCAACAACCGCAGAGAUGACGAAUACAUGAUGCCCAACGGGCAGCAAGCCACAGACUCCAAUGCUCUGGGAGAGAGCUGGCAGGUGCCAGACAGUGACCCCUCCUGCGGUGUCCCCGAGCCCUCCCCACCCUGCAGUGCAGAAGAGGAGAAGCUCUACCAGUCCGACCAGUUCUGUGGCAUCCUGACCACCAGGCCCAGCUCUUUUGAGAGCUGCCACGGUGUGAUCAACCCCCAAGACUACUUUGACACCUGCUUGUAUGACUUGUGUGCCCUGAAUGGUGGCCAGGAGUUCCUGUGUGCUGCUCUGGAGGCCUAUGCUGAUGCAUGCCAGGCAGCUGGUGUGACUCUUCUUCCCUGGAGGAAUGCUACCUUCUGCCCCCUGCAGUGCCCACCCAACAGCUACUAUGACCCCUGCAUGACGGGCUGUCCUGCUACCUGUGUUGACCAACACGCCCCACAGAACUGCUCCAAGCCUUGCAUGGAGGGCUGUGCAUGUAGCUCUGGCUUCCUCCUGAGCGGAGACACCUGUGUGCCCGAGGCCAACUGCGGCUGCCACUUUGAGGGCAACUACUAUACUGAAGGGGAAUCCUACGUGACUGAGAACUGCACUCGCCAGUGCCGGUGCGAAGCCAAAGGCCAGAUGGUUUGCUCUGCCCUGUCCUGUGGCGAGGACGAGGUCUGCAAGAUCCAGGAUGGCCAGAGGGGCUGUUACCCAGCCAGCACGGCCGUCUGCCACAUCUACGGUGACCCACAUUACAGCACCUUUGAUGGGAAGCUCCACCACUUCCAGGGCUCCUGCAACUACACAGUGGUGACGGGCUGUGACAACUCCUCCGUUGGCUUCAGUGUCACCACCCGCAACAAACAUCGCGGCAGCCAGAGCUGGACAGCUCUGAACUCUGUGGCACUGUCCCUCGAAGGCCUCCACAUUGCACUGCGCGAGCACAAGGCGGUCUACAUCAACGGUGCCCUGGUCUCCCUGCCUGCUUCUCCUGCCCCUGGCGUCACCAUUUCCCUGAGCGGCUCCUACGUGCGGGUUUCUACCAAGCUGGGCCUGCAGCUGCAGUUCAAUGGGGACCAUGAGCUCCUAGUGAAGGUGUCUGAGAAGUACAAGGGCAAACUCUGUGGGCUGUGUGGGACGUACACUGGGAGCCAGCAGGAUGACUUCAUGCGACCCGAUGGGGUGGUUGUACCCGACUUCAACGACUUUGGAACCAGCUGGAUGGUGCCGGAUGAUGAGUGGCCGUGUGACCCAGCCAUCAGCCCACCGGCAUCCUGCUCCCCUGCUGAAGAGGAGGCAGCUAACCAGCAGUGUUCAAUCCUCACACACCUCGGUGGCCCAUUCCAGCCAUGCCAUGCAGUUCUGCCACCCAAGACGUACUUUGAGAGCUGUGUCUAUGACCUGUGUGCCACGGGUGGCAGCACGGAGCAGCUCUGCAAUGACCUGGGGGCCUAUGCUGCAGCCUGUGCUGAGGCGGGCGUUGAUCUGGGAGACUGGAGUGCUGGCACUGUCUGUGGUCCAUCAACACCAACACCCACGGUCCCCUCGCCAAGUACCACAACACAGCCUGUACUCACCUCCUCACCCGCAAGCCCCACACCCAGCUCAGGUCGGGCUUCCUGCAGUGCCUCUGGGGACCCACAUUACAACACUUUUGACCACAAAGUCCAUAAUUUCAUGGGAAAUUGCACUUACACCCUCUCCAAAGUGUGCACUGCCUCGGACAGUCUUCCAUACUUUGAUGUGUCUACAACAAAUGAGCACAGAGGAGCCAACACCAAAGUCUCUUAUGUGAAGUCAGUGCACGUGGAAGUCUAUGGCAAUCAGAUUUCUCUGCUGAAAAACAAGAAAGUGAAUGUGAAUGGUCACAGAAUGAACUUGCCUGUAUUUAUUGAAAAGAAGAUCAGUAUUCAAAGCAGUGGUGGAUAUGUUCUCUUGGAAACUGACUUUGGACUGUGGGUGAGAUAUGAUGGAAAUCACUAUGCAGAAGUCUCUGUGCCCUCUAAUUACAGUGGUCUGCUCUGUGGCCUCUGUGGUAAUUAUAAUGGUGAUCCAAAUGAUGAUAAUAUCAAGUCCAAUGGUGACAUUGCAAGUGAUUCCACUGAUCUUGGAGAAAGCUGGCUGGUGCCUGAGAAUAACACCAUAUGCUCCAAUGGUGGGAAAGAAGAGCAGUGUGAUCCUGUGUUGGAGAGUGAAGCAAAGAAAAACACAGCAUGUGGCAUGAUCACAGACCCAAUAGGAAUCUUCAAGGACUGUCACAGCAAGGUGCCUCCACAGAAUUUCUUUGAAAACUGUGUUUAUGACAUGUGUUUCACUGGGGGACAGGCAACAUCCUUAUGCUAUGGACUGCAGGCCUAUGCUGAGUCGUGUGUCAAUGCUGGCAUAUGCAUAGAGUGGAGGAAUGCUACUCUGUGCCCAAUGUCCUGUCCUGGAGGCAGCAUCUACAAGAGCUGUGGUUCUAGGUGUCCCUCUACCUGUUUGAACAUCUCACCAGUUGAUUCCUGCAGUUCUUUGCCAGUGGAAGGUUGCUUCUGUAAGGAAGGCUAUGUUUUGAGUGGAGACAAAUGUGUGCCAGAAAGCAACUGUGGUUGUGUUGAUGAAAAAAACCAGUAUCACCAGGUUGUCAACACUGCCACCAAUGUCAUUCCUAUAACCAUACUUGGCAAGAAUGAAGACCGAGGACUAAGAGGGGCCACAUACCUGAAAGAAGUCUACAUCGAUGUGUAUGGUGUACGAAUCACCCUUCAGAAAAACCAAGGAAUCCUGCUGAACAACGAGAGAGUCUACACUCCAGUGCAGAACCGACUGCAAGGCGUGUCCAUUGGAAAUGUUGGCAGAUUUAUAGUAGUGGAAACUGACUUUGGUCUGAUAGUGAAAUAUGAUGGCAAUCACCAUCUGGAAAUCACCCUCCCACGCUCUUAUUUCUCACAGGUGCAUGGCAUGUGUGGCAAUUUCAAUGAUAAUCAUGAAGAUGAUCUGUCCUUGACCAAUGGUACAGCUGUCACUGCCCCACAGUUUGGAAAUAGCUGGGAAGUGGAGGAAGACAGUGAUAAGGGUUGUUUGCCAGACUUAAGAGAAGAUGAUGAGCCUCCUUGCACUGCUGAGAAUAAACAAGUCAUUGAAAGACAGUGCAAUGUUCUAAAAUCAGCGAAAUUCGAAGUGUGCCAUAGCCUAGUCAACCCUGACGACUUCAUAGAGAUCUGCAUCUAUGAUAUGUGCCAGUAUGAUGGUAUGAAGUCUGCUCUCUGUGAUAUAGUUCAAGCUUAUGUGGACACCUGCAAGAAUCAUGGAAUCACCAUUAAAUGGAGGAAUAGCACAUUCUGUCCAUUGCCCUGCCCAUCCCGGAGCCACUACAAAGACUGUGUCUCUCCCUGCCCAUCAACAUGCAGUGACAUUUUUGCCUCUUCCCUUUGUGAGAAGACAGAAGAGUGCACAGAGGGCUGUGAAUGUGAUGAUAACUAUGUGCUCAGCAAUGGCAACUGUGUGCCUCUCAGCAGUUGUGGCUGCAGGGACGAUGACAACAAUUACUACAGUGCUGGGGAGACAUGGCUAACUCCACACUGCACCAAAAGAUGCCAGUGCCAGAAGAAUGGUGUCAUCAGUUGCAGGAGCUACAGCUGUGAUUCCAGAGAAACCUGCGUGAUCAAAGAUGGAAAACACAAGUGCAAUCCAACAGGUUUUGGGAAAUGCCAGGUCAUGGGCGACCCACACUACAUCACCUUUGAUGGGCUGGUGCACCACUUCCAAGGGAAAUACACAUAUAUUCUGGCUCAGAGCAUCCCUGACCUACCUGACACUCUGACACAGUUCAGCAUUGAGGGCGUGAACUAUCCUUUACGUGGAAUUCGACGCAUUACUUACCUGAAAGAGAUGCUCAUCAGCGUUUACAACCACACAGUGCGAUUCAGGCAGAACAAGCAGGUUCUGUUGGAUGGUGUGAGAGUGUGGCCCCCUGUUCGACCUCAUGAGGGUAUUCGUAUAUAUCAGAGGACAACAAGAAUUUACCUGGAGACAGAUUUUGGCUUAUACGUGAGCUAUGAUGGCAGUGAAAAUGCAGACAUAAAGCUGGCUACCACCUACAGAAGCAGAGUGGAAGGCUUGUGUGGUGACUUUGAUGGGAUAUACAGAAAUGACUUCAAAAAUCCAGAUGGUGUUUGGGUGAGGAAUGUGAAUGUAUUUGGUGAAAGCUGGAAAGUUCCUCUGAAAAGAAGCUCUCGCCUCAGACGAGAUGUCAACUCAGAAAAUGAGUCUGAGGAGGAACCAGAUCCAGGGCUUUUCCAAGGUUGCAAUGAAAAUCAGCUGGAGCAGCAAAACACAACUUCCAAGUGUCAAAUCCUGACUUACUUGAAUGGUCCUUUUGCCAAGUGUCAUUCUGCAGUCCAACCAGAUUUCUAUUUCACGAGCUGCCUGUUCGAUAUGUGUGUGGAAGGAGAUGAGGUUGCUAUCUUAUGUCGCAGUCUGGAGGAAUAUGUGCUGGCUUGUCAGCAGCAAGGAGUCAGCAUGGAUGACUGGAGGCAACAGACAGACUGUGGUAUGUCAUGUCCUCCCAACAGCAAGUACAACUCAUGCAUGUCUGCAUGUCCAGCAUCCUGCAACGACCUGACCAGCCCCUCUGAGUGUGAAUCACCCUGUGUUGAAGGCUGUGAAUGUCUACCUGGUUAUGUUCUUAGUGGCUUUGACUGUGUGCCUUACAAAGAGUGUGGCUGCACAUACCUUAACAAAUACUAUCAGAUUGGAGAAAUAUUCACCACUGAUGACUGCUCUCAGAAAUGCCAGUGCACAGAAAGCUCCACUGUUUUCUGCUCUGAUGAAGUGUGUGGGUCUGGAGAAAUCUGUGGCAUUUCAAACUACAGUCGUGGAUGCUACAGGAGUGGCCCAUGUAUGCCAAAUCCUUGUAAGAAUGAUGGCAUUUGCUCUGAAACUUCCAACAGCACCUCCCUCCACUUCUGUGAAUGUUCAGAACUUUACACAGGACAAAACUGUGAGGCUGAAAAAAUAGCUGAAGACCCUGCCACAGAGGAUUCGGAUUACACCAUUGCCAUUGUCAUCGGAGUUGUGGCAGGAGUAGCUGUUAUUGUCAUUCUCAUCUCCUCUACAGUGUGCCUGUUCGGAAGGAAGAGAAAGACGGAUACAGUUGUUAUAACAAGGGAUUCUUCUUUGAAAGGGUCCAGGAAUAAAUUGGAUGCCAGAGUACGUGAGCAAGAUUAUGGCUGCAUUGUGAACAGUGCAUUUGAUCAAAAUGAAUCCUCAAAUACACACCUAUAGUUAACAAUAUUAUUCCUAAUAAUUUGUCAUACUUUUUACUCUGUAUUUUAAUCAUAUUUCUAAUAUUUUGAGGAGAAAUAAUAAUAAAUUUAUCAUUGCAUUUGUUGAAAACCUGUGUAAUUGUUCAUUUAAAAUAGCUCUCAGAUCUCACAUUGUAGGCCCAAAAUGAAAUAUGUUCUAACUAACGUAAGAGACUCUGUUGU